AUCUAUCGUGCAGACGGCCUUGUGUCCCGUUUGCCUGAAGCUCGGAGAGAGACUACUGUACUGAAAGUCUGGCGGAUAGAGAGAGAGGGGGGCCGGUCUAUGGGAGGGACUAGCGCAAAGGGGGGAAUUGGAAGGAGGAGGGGGCGAGGAGGAGGAGGCGGCACGGGUGCUGUUUCUCCAGUCUCUUUCCCCUGUCUUUGUCUCACACACUCUUUUGUUAGCCAUGCCUAGCCUGCUGGUUCUAGCAGGGAUGAUGGAGAAAAAUGGGGGCUACGGCGGGGAUCUGGCCGGCUCCGGCUUCGGAAGCGAGGGUCUCCUUGUGCCGCCCGAUGAGGAGGAAGACGACUCCCGUGCCCUCAGGGUCGCGCUGGGCCAGUUGUCUCUGCUGGGGCUCGGGGAAGGCGAGGACGGCGGCGGAGCCCCAACAACAGGAGUACAGGAUCGGAGCAACAAUAACAACAACCACCACAACCACACGAACAGCGUCGGAGGGAGCGGGGACACGGCGAUACUGCAAGGGAAGAGCAAGUUGUGCGCCCUGUACGAGAGCUCCUCAAGUGAGACGAAAGGACGAGGCUGCAACAUAACAGAAUGCGUCCCAGUGCCCAGCUCUGAACAUGUGGCCGAAAUAGUGGGGAGACAAGGUAAACCGCUGGCUUGCAAAUUAUUCCCCGUCAAACUUGUGCUUAUACCCCGCUAAGUGUGCUGCAUUAUCCCCGCCGUGGUUUCCUGUGCGCUUUGUUUUUUUGUUCUCUAACUGUUACCUGGUGUUAUUUGACAAAGAAAAGGGAGUGGUGUGUGUGUGUGUGCUCGCGUGUUUUUUGUACUCCCCCGAGACAUCAGCCUCCCACUUUUUCUGCUCCAACGUUGCAAGUUCUCGUGUACUCAUCAUAGGGCUCGUUCAUUAAAACAAGUCGUUGUGUGCCGCUUUGUGUUUAUUUUGCUUUUGAGUCAAUUUGCACAGAGGCACGAGAAAGAGAGAGAGAGAGAAAGAGACCCGAUCCCUACUGGGCGAAUUAUUCUACAUCCACGCCAUCAAUGUCAGCGCACAGACACACACUGGAGCACGGAGAGCACUUGCUUCCUUUGUCGUCUGAGACGCGCCAGACUGUUCAAAAAGGCAACGUGCGGCUGGCGAGGAGAGGAAUGUCUUUCACUUUGACUUGUUUGCUAGGAAAAUACCCAAAUGUGCACAUUUUUUGGUCCCAGUGGUGGAGGAUGUUUUUCCUCUUCCCAAAUUUAUUCAGCUCGUUGUUUAUGUUGCGCACUGCCCCAGUGACACAAUUGGACAAAAGAGCCAGCGUGGUCCACUUGUUUUUUUUCAAAUGAGGGAGUUGGAAAGUUCAAUUCCACGCGCAUUACACACACUCCUGGUUUUUCUUUCAGUUUGAGGUGAUUUAUUGAACAAAGAGCCAAAGUUGAAUGACAGCAGCUGUCAAACAAAGGUGUGAAAGUCGGGGGGAUAGAUAAGGGGAGGGGCGCAUUAAGACAGUAGUGCUGCUUGCCACACGGGAUGGCCUCAAAGGGUGACUCAGCUAGAAGUUGCACCAGAGGGUUGGGAAUCCUUUUUGUUUGAACAGGGUAUUAACUUGUUUGUGCUUGUUUGCUUUUUAAGGUGAUUUAUCCGCCUCACCAAGUUCCAUAUUCAUGCUCUGGAAAAGCUCAAAGUUGAUUUGAAGGAGGAUACCCAGAUGAUGCUGAAAUGUAUGUGCUCGUUCUUUCGCUUCCUGCUGGUGAUAAUACGACUUGCCCAUUGUUAGCUGUUGUGAUGAACCCAGGGGUGAGAGGGGCAGAGAAAACAAGGACAAGGAGGGAAGGGCAGUAUAGCAUCUAAAAAGCUGAAUGGGAGUCACGCCUUGGAGCUCAGCACAAGGGGCUCCUCAUGAGCCCCACUCCACUGCACACUCUCAAUGCCACAUGGUUGUGUGUCAGGAGAGAGGGAGGAAUGGGCGGGUGAACUGAAGGGAGUACAAAGACUGCAGAGUGGGUGAGGUAGUAUGAGCAAAAUCCUGUUUUGCUUUUUUUUUUACCACAAAAACAAACAGGUAUCGAAGAACAGCAAAACGGUUUCAAUCAGAGGAGUUAAAACGACAUCUUUUGUCGGCGAUGUGGUUCCAGUUUUUGCUGCGAAGUGCCCCCUGCCUCCCAUUGCGGCUCCCGUUCUUUUAGUCUGAAGUGUAAGUUUUGAAUUUUAAUGGGGUAACCGAAGACAGCCCGAGGGUGGAUCCAGUAAGUACAAGUGCAGUGAGAGGGCCCUUUUGCUUGACCAGGAAGAAGUGCUGAUUUUGGGGGAUUUGAGUCGAGCUGCUUUUGAUUCAGGCCCUUCGUUAGCUGGAAAUGCGUACACACCCCCUUCUCCUCAGCACAGCGCAUCACAGUCCUCCUGGUGGAUGUGGCAAACAGAGCAUCCUGUCAUAAAGAAAGGGUUGGAUAUGAUUGUUUUCCCCUCGUCAGAGUCAAAGGCAUUGAUUUCGGGGAUGCUCUUGUACCUUCCUGUGACCGUUUUGAGGCUUUGUUUGGAAUCACGUGCGCCUUUUUCGCCGCGUUUUUACGGCUGAGAAUGAAUUCGUCUCCAGUGACCUUAAUUUCUGGUUGUGAUUAAUUAAUCUCUACCUGUUUUGUUAACAGAUAAUUCUUUAAUUGAGCCAUAAAUUCGGAUUAAUUGAAAGGUGCGAUACAGUCCCAGAAAGCAUAUUUGGCAAUUGCUCUUUGAUCCCCCGUGGCAUGGACAGGUCUAUUAACCUAAUACCUGGCAAUGGCCACAAUGGGCAUGUUCAAAUUUCGGUAUGAGCAAUUUUAAACCUUCAGCACCACUAUCCUACCGGUUCCGGAGAGGUAAGUGUUCCUGAACAAAGUGUGCCUAUUUGGUAGCAUUAGAGCGACAUUCGCCUCCAACUUAAGGUGUCUUAUAAAGCUUUUGAAACCUGCUGCUGUGAUUUUCAGAUACGUAAUGCAACGAUGUGCUGUUUGAUUUGAAGCAACCCGAGUGUGGUAAGAUGAGCUCACAUUUGCUCACUGGAUGGACGCCUGAUGAUUCUUGCUUGUCUGAAGAGACUGAUCGGCCUCUUUAAGAAGUGGCUGAGAAGAGAAAGGCAUAUUGAAAUCAAUAAUUGUGGAAGUCUUAAUGAGGAAGCUGCCUGAGUUUCUGAAUGAAAACUGACCCCAGGAAUGCCUGCUGCUUCAAGGGGUGUUACGUAAACAAAACCACUCUGUCCUUUCCUUUGCUGUUCUUCUUGACCUUAAAUCUACCUGAAAAUCCUCUGAAGUAUUGCUUGAUUUACUGAAUGUCCAGUCAUGGAGUGGCAUUUACUUGAACUCUCUCACAUCGAGGCUCUUCCUUGAAAGCUCUCAGUGAGGUAAACUAGCACAAACUGAUCACAACCACGACAAAUUUAGCACCAUAAAUGGCCCAAAACAUGAAGCACAUGUGGGUUGACUGUAUAGUCUCGCAGUUCAAGGAGAGGUCAGACAGUGAUUGCUCACCAGCAUCGAGCAAAUGUAUUGCAUCUGUUGUGUCUCAUACAGCCCCAAAAAACAGACAUGCCUACUCUGCCAAUCCCUCUGCAUCGUCCAUGUAUCCUUUGGUGAGAUAAGUGUACCUUAUUUAGAGCUAAUAAAUAGCUCUACAGAAUAAGUGCACAAAUGCUGUGCUGCUGGACAACUCAUAAAUCAUGGUUAUUAUUCCAUGUUUCCUAGGCUGAGGCCACUUGCUGCAUUAAUCUGAAUUCACAACAAACAAAGGAGGGUUGAGGAUUUCUGUUAGCUCAUCAUGAUGGCACUUGUAGUUGUUUCACUUCAUUCCUGACACACACACAGGAGUCAACUGGUCAUAUUUACUUACUUUGAAAUGUUUGUCGGUGUCUCUGCAGGUUGCAAGAUCAAAGCCCUGCGGGCCAAGACCAACACCUACAUCAAAACCCCUGUAAGAGGAGAGGAGCCGGUGUUCUUAAUCACUGGCCGGAAGGAGGAUGUUGCACUGGCUCGCCGUGAAAUCAUCUCUGCUGCAGAGCACUUCUCCAUGCUCAGAGCAUCCCGCAACAAGCUAGGAGUGUCCUUUAGCGGCUCUCCGCCCACACCUUUGCCUGGUCAGACUACCAUUCAGGUGAGAGUGCCAUACCGUGUUGUGGGGCUGGUCGUGGGGCCUAAAGGCUCCACCAUCAAACGCAUCCAGCAGCAAACCUGUACUUACAUCGUCACCCCGAGUCGGGACCGCGACCCCGUCUUUGAGAUCACGGGGUCACCAAGCAACGCCGAGCGGGCCCGCGAGGAGAUAGAAGCACACAUUGCCUUCCGAACAGGAGGCCUGCACGACCACAAUAAUGAGAACGACUGUUUGGGGCCAAAUGGAGGAAGCAGCCCAGCGGGCAGCAGCGGUGGUCUGGAGAGCCGGCUACAGCAGGUGUGGGGGCUGCAGGGGGGCCAGCGCAAGCCCCUCACCAGCAGCUACCGCCAGAACUUCUCAGAAACCAUGGUUGGAGGGGGAGGGGGAGGAAGCGAGGGAGGAGGAAUCUACACCAAGAGCAACUUCUCCAGCUCUGGAGAGAAGCCUUGCUCUUAUUUUGGAUCAGAUGGUACCCAAAGCUGGGGCGACCCUGACUACCCCAAACAGGUGGCCUUCUAUGCCCAGCAGCGCUCCAAGAGCUUUGGAGGCCUCCCGCUCCCCCUGACUAGACUCUCCCCUGGCUUGACCGAGCCCUGUGGAGGUGGAGGAACCAACAACUCUUCAGUCACCAGCAUUGUGCCCGUAUCUGGUUCACCUCAUGCCCAGGCCCGCCGCGCCCACAGCGAGCCCACCUCAGCCGGGGAGGGUUUCCCAGGACGUCUGCCAGUGCCGGACUCGCCACCGGCCACUGUGCGGGACUGCAUGACCUGCUUUGAAAGCAAAGUGACGGCUGCCUUGGUGCCCUGUGGCCAUAACCUCUUCUGCAUGGAGUGUGCCAUCCGAAUCUGUGAGCUCAACCACCCGGAGUGCCCAGUGUGCCACACCCAGGUCACACAGGCCAUCCGAAUAUUCUCUUAAGGAACCACAUCAGUUUUUAUCAUUAGUUUUGUCAGUGUUUGUUCAAUAAUUAUUUCCUGUUAUUCUGAUUAUUAUUAUAAUACACAUUUUUGUUUUUCAGAAAAUUUAAAAACAAUCAAGCAGAUAUUUUAGAAGGCACUGCUUGCUUUACUAAAAAGUAUAAGAAAUAUUUUUAAGUUUUUCUUUUAUAUAUAUAUAUGCAUAUAUAUUUUAUAAAAGUUUUGUUUAUAAGAGAAGUAUAGUACCUUGCAUUUUCAGUUUUUUGGACUGCUGCUGUUUUUCAUUCAUGAAUCACAGUGUAGGCAGAGGUAGACAGUAAUGUGAACAUUUUAUUAUUCAAAUUUUUAUUUUACCAUGAAGUGGGUUUAUAUGGAAGGAAAGAAGAUGAUUGUUGAGGCACCCAAUCUGCACCUGACUGACCUAGAAAGUCAAUGUUGUUAGAAGAAGAAGAAAAAAAAACCCUAGAAUUUUCAUUGCACCUUACAAUCAUCUUGAUCUAAAAUAGGAGUUCAAUCAAACCUUGAAAUUUUCGGGAGCUGAUGUGCAGGUGGAGUCAGCCUUUUCAGAUUUACUGUGAUUGUGAUUUUGAUAUAAUUGGUCCAGAACAGAUAUUUUAUCAAAAUGAAAAUGUGAAUAGAUUGGUUGUAGCCUUGUAAUCCAAACUAAGAACAAAGGGCGGCUUUUUUCUUUUUUCAGUCUUACACCUUAAAGUCUCAUGAAACAGAUUAAUCCUAAAAAAAAAAGGGAUAGGACACUACAUCAUUAAUUUAACUAAUGCUACACUCAAUUGGCACCAUUGUUUAGAGAUAGGCAAAAGUUGUGUAUUGGUAAAAUCUUUUUUUCCAGUAGCUAUUGAUUACACUUUGGUCGCUGCAGUUUGUUGAAAAGAUUUAGUAAUGCUUGCUCCUCGUGGCACUUGAAAAGCAUGUGGUUCCUCGGUUGGCUUAAAGCACUGAUUUAAUUUGUGAGGCCGAAAGCCUUGGAAUUCUUCCAGUUGGCUAGUUCUUGAUAUCCGUCUCCCCAAUGGACUUGUUUCAAAGCCACCUUAGCCGCGCUUUAUUGUCUCGUGUGGUCAUUUGGCCACAUUCUCCGAACAAUAUAGGACAAAGAAAGAGCUCCAGUCAACAGGCAUUUCUCUGAGGUGUGCACUGUAAAUACAGAGGAGAAUUAGUACGUGGACAGAAGCCGAGGAAAACUGUAAAUUGUUCCCUGAAUCAGCAGCCGACUCCCACCAAAAUAGUUGACACUGUAAAAUACAGAGUCCCACACUAGUAAUCCUUACUCCCCAAUAGUAACAGCAUUAUGUGUGAGCUCGGAGGGGCCAGCUGUCUCCCCUGUAAUUAGCAAAUCUGUACAGGAGCAGGUGUUUCAUGGCACACUGUGGCUGUGACCCCAAGUUGGAGCUCUGGCCUUGCCCCCUUUCUUUCUCCCUUUUCUUUGGCUUUUAUGUCUCCCCCUGCUUACAGUUCGAUCGUUUGGUUUUCGAAGGCCUCUCUGAGCGGGGCGCAUUGUCUUGGCCCGCUAGCGGCGUGGGCUGCAGAGCGCCCGGACACGGCCUGGAUCUACUCAUUCAUAAUUAGGCAAAUGGGCUGGUCCAGGUGCGGACCGUGUGGGGACUCUGCAGCCGUGUGAGGAGUAAGACAGGGUCCUGCAGCGAGCCCCUUUCAGCCCCACCCCACUGUUACAAGCACAGAGGGGGCUGGAUGCAGCUGGGUGUAUAGGACCCCCUCCUUCCUCUCCCUCUUACCCCUUCCUCCCCUCUUUUUCCUCUCCUUUUCUGCCACUCUGAGCUAUCCCUACUGGGGAGCAGGGGCCUCUUUUGUCCCAAAACACACACACACAUUCGAAAUUUGAAAGACAGUAGCUGAAAUUGGCAGCGCCUGUGAAAUAAGGGGAGGCUUUGGUGAAAAAUAAAUUAUCUACAGUUAUCAGGAGGCUACCAGCUACCUGUUCUCGGGGUUAACACCACAAAUUUGCUGCACGCACACUGUAAAUGAUAGAAAACGUGCGUGUUCACCUACAAAACAAAGAUUGCGUGAUCUCAUCACACAGGGGGCAGCAUUAACCCCCCCUCCCCUCCCCUCCCCUCCCGAAUGCGCCGCCCUGAAAUCUGGAAGGGGUCGUUUUUGUGUGACAGCGCCAAUGCAGAUCGUGUCAGCUCGCUACUGUAUGGGACAUCCUGCAGCUGCCCCUUCACCGUGGACACCAGGGCUUCAGCCGAUAGAAGCCCCCCUCUGGCUUUGAGCUUUGAGAAUGAAAUCAGACAAUUGUAAUUGACAGGAAAGCAGAGGAAACGCCCCAUUUAACCAGCACUCAUGCUGAAUCAAAUUACACACCCUCUGCGUCUGCCUUAGCCCCAGCCUGGGGAUUUCAGAGGGCUAGAGGAGAGCGGAUGGGGGUAGGGAUUAAAGCUGUUGAAUGAUAGGGGGGGAUUCAUUUUGGCUGUAAGAGGAGAGAAGUAGGCUCUAAAAAAAACCCUUCCAGAUCUUGCAUUUUUAUUGGUCAUUCAAGUCUUGCUCCGAGUUUUGAGUAGUUGUCACAUGAGAGCUGGUGUUGGCGAUUCAGCAGGCCUUUCUUUUGUUGUACUGGAGAACAAUUCAACCCGGCUUCUGUCUCAAAAAGGAAUUAACAAUUACAAAUUGUGUUUUCUAGCACACAAAGGGCCCUUCUUUAAAAAAAAAAAAAAAAAAAAAAAAAAAAGGAGCAGACCACUCACAUUUCGUGAGGACUGCAGGGAAAGCACUGUACUUGUGAAAAAGUACCCUGAGAUCUAUCGGAUGUAGGAAUAAAGAAUAGUUAUGGUUUUAUGGAUGGAAAAAUUGCACAGUGGUUUGGCUUAAGCUUUCAAUGUCAAAUUCAAGGCAGUAUGACACUGUUCUUUGAACUUAGUAUUUUUGUUAUUUUGUUUUCUGCCUUAAUAUUUUUUAUUCAAAUAUUGCCAUUGCUUUGGCAUACAAGGUAGCAACUUUGGCCUUUGAUAGUAUCGCCCCGUAGGAAAACUUUUUAAAGUACUUAUUUUUGGAGAAACAGAAUGUGAAUCAAACUUCUUGGGUGGGUAUAAGAGGGAUUCAGGAAUUAGGCUCUUAAAACACUUUACUUCAAAUAUAAAGUAGAGCACCUUAUAAGAAAACAUGCGCAAUUGAUUCAAACCAAACCGACCACUGAUGGUGAAUACAUUUCAUAGAAUUUGAAAGAAAUGCACAUAAGGAUUCCCUAUCAUUUUUUGUACUAUGGUGGUUCUUGUUCUUCUUAAUACUUCAGUAGUAGUAGUGGUUAUGUGGGAGACCCCUCGUCCAUUGAGUCAAUGCUGAUGACUUGGUGGAGUUUUGCACUGGUUUAAUGAAGAGAGGGCUUUUUGGAGAUUCUCCCUGUUUAGACGCUGUAUAAGUUAAUAAGUAUUGUACUUAAUGGGAAAGCACUCUGAGCAUCUAUGUAAAUACAGUAUGUGUAUCGGUUAUGGACAUCAAGAUAAAGGCCAGCUUAAAGUGAGGUUUUGAUUAUUUUUAAAAAGCUGAAGGUGUCAUUGUCAAUGUUUUAGCAUAUGGAAUUCAAGAUGUUGAGUUUAGGGAGAGUAAUCUUUUAUAUAUGCGCCCCAUCAUCUUUUUGACUAUAAUAGUACGUUGUAUAUUAGAUAGAUCCAUACAUUUAAGAAAUAUUAUUUAAACUGAUUAACUUAGUAUUUCAUCCAAAUAGAGAUAAUAAAUUAACCAGACACUACUAUAAACUGUAAUAAUGAAUAUCCUUUAUGAAGCAGCUGAUGUAUAAAUCCAAGCUCAAAUAAAAACUGAAAUGAAUAGUAUGUGUAAUAACUUACCCCUAAUGGAUAAAUCCGUUUCUAUGUAUAUUAGGAUAAAAGCAAUAAUAGGACUAUACUGGGAUAAUAAAAAGAGGAGGUCUGCUUAGUCAGUUCUUUACAUAAUAUUCUAUUCAGAAACUGACCUUGACGUUUAGGAUGCUAUUGCAUUUGUCUCACAUCUACUAAAAAUUCAUUAUGGAUUCAUGCCAGUGUAGAAACAGAGAUAUAAUUAAUUAGUAACACUUUCAGGAUAACUCAUUGUUCUUGUUGCGUUCAUCAGGGUCAUUCAGAAAUUUGAUUGCUUACUUUUUUUUUUUUUAUGUUGAUUCUCAACCCAAACACAGGGUGGGUCAGGACAAACUUAAGGAUUCCCUUUCCUGAGUAGCGCUGAAAACAUGAAACUGCAAAUUUCUGUGACUAAGAGGAAAUCUUACUGCGCUGUAAAAGUGUUCCCUUGAGUGUAAACAAACAUCAGGAUAGUGUCAGCAUGAGGGUCUGUUCUCUUUGUUAACAAAAGCAGGACAGGAUGACUUUACUUAAUGAUGGACUGAUGUCUUGAAGGUCAGAAACGUACACACAGCAGGGAGAGACGGGGUGAGGAACAUGAUAUGAUGUACUGUACCAGCUUCACUCUGACUGCAGUCAUGUAGUGACUAUUAUUUAACAUUAAGUUACAGACAGAGGCAGGUGUGUAACUCAUAGCACAUCCUCUGUUCUCUUAGUAAUACGUUUCUGCUUUCAUGGCUCUUUUUGCACCUACUUUUUCCAUCUUUUUUUUUUUGGUUGUUUUUUGAAAGAAAAAGGUCAGACAUAGCCAAAGAACAAAGUUAAAGGAGAGGACAUGGGCUUAAAAAAAAACACUCAAGUUCACUUAUUUUAGCAUCAAAAUCUGCUCGGUUAAAAGUUUAUUGAAUCAGGAUUAUUAAAGAAUAAUCUCAUAGCUAGAUUCACUCUGUUUACCCAAAAGUCUUGGAGGCCACUCAGUUGAUAUCUGUGAAAUGGAGGCAUAUCAUGUUUCAGUGUUGUAAGAUUAGUUUAAUACGACAGGGGCGCCGGUAACAGACUUACUUCUCCCCGAAGAGAUCAGCGAAAGCACAUCCCUGAACUUCCACUGUUCUUUGAGUGAUUUUCUAUCGUCCCGGUGAAGUUGUUUGGGGCAGAAACUAGUCCAGGGAGGGUCUUAAUCUCUUUGAAAAACUUCACUGGUGUUUAAAAGGGACUGUCCGAAUCACUUACUAAAACAGACUGGGAUGAAACUGUGUUCACAACGACAAGCCAGUGACAAUUCAGGCCCAAUUCCUCGUUUUUCGACCCCUGGAGCAAACUGUGAGGGUUUUCUUGUAGAUGUAAACAAGGUCAGUGUAAUAGUGAAUAAAGCAACACUGUGGUUUUAGUUAAUAUCAUUUAGAGAGCCAUCGACUGUAUCCUUAAGUUUAACUGCAUGUAAGUAAAGUAUAGUACAGUAGGUAAGAUUUAUCAGAAAAAAAGUUAAGAUCGCAUAAAGAAUUCAUCAGCGUGAUACCUAAAGUGUAUAAAAAGCUUUAAGACCUUAAAGUGAACAUCGGUCAAAAUCAUAUAUUUACCGUGUAGUUUAACUAAUUGAUACAUAAAGUUUAAUUAUGAUUCUCUUAAGAAUAUGCUAAGCUGUAAGUUUCAUUUGUCCAACUCACCCAGUAUGAAAUACUUUUGAAUUCAGUGGAGCGACAAAGGGGCGGGGUGACUCACAGUGACAUUUGAUUCAUUAAGUUCUUGUUAGUAUUAUUUACAAUAUUGUAUUAAACUUACUAUAAUAGUAAUGGUAGAAACUGUUGAUGUUUUUCUUCUCUUGAUAUGAAAAGGUCUUUAUGCAUUUAUGUAGAAUCCCUUUUUAAGGAGUGAUAGGAAAUCCUUAUUUUCAAUGGAUGCACUUAAGCAAUUGUACCAACCUGUCUAAAUCACACAUUGAGCAAGUAAUGCAUUUGAAUGUAAAAAAAAGACCACUCAACUCGAUGCACUCCUUAUGCUUAUUGUUUUUUUCAAUUUACAAGUGAGCUUUAAGUUUUUUUGUUUAUGUUUUUGUUUUUUUUUUAAGAAAAAUUUUGCGACAGGUUUUCAACUUAGACUAUAUUUGAGUUCUUCCACAUACAUUUAUAGAAAGUAACUUAAAAUGAAUAAAAAAAACAUAUUACAAUUUCUCAAAUCUAUUUUGCUAACAUGGGUUAUUAUUUCAUAGAAAGCAGAGGAAAAAAAGUCAGUAUCUGGAUGUUAUUUAUGAAAAGUAAAAAAAAUGAAGCAACAUAUUUAUGAGUAACCUCAAGACAUUUUGUUUUUUAAUUAAAAUUACAAGAAGUUAAUAUAUUUCUAAACACAGGGAAGUCAGUUUCUACUAAUAAGUAAAAUGAGAAAAGAGGUUUAGAAGUUUUAUUUAUGAAAGCUAUGGGUGCUCGUCUUUCCUGUGUACAUUCAUGGUAAAUGAAGUCAACGGAACGAGAGCUUCCUAUAGCUUAAAUUUUAACUUCGGACGUGCACUAUCACAACAUCGGUGCAGUCACAAUGGAAUAAUGACAGAAAAUAAUAUAAUAUUUUUUAGAAUUUGGAGAUAUUUUAGUCACAGAGCAUCAAUUUUGUGCCUCAAUUAUAUAUUUUUCCUGCAUCAGCAUUCUUUGUGUAGUGCUGCUUGCUGUUACCCUUUUCCCCCCUUCAACUAACCCCAUGUUACUGACUGAAACACAUUACUCAUUUCCUCUGUAAUCUAAACUCGCUUUUACUUAUCAAACCUAUAAAACAUGUUACGACUGCAACGCUUGGAUGAAUGAGGCAGCUGUGACCCUUCUGCCAAUAGGGUCACACAUAACUUGUACACACUUUCAUUCAUACAUUUUCUACAUCUACUACUCAGACAGUUUGUGAUCACUAGCGACAGAGCAUAAUCAGCCUAAAGGCAGCCUUUUAUGAGAGACUUCCCCUAAUGUGUUAAUUAGGUGAAGUGUGAAAAUUGAGUGGAGGUAUCUAGGAGAGGACAACAGCGCACUGUGUAGUAGAUCUAUGUAACUAGAUGCACACAUAUACACACACAACAGAUUCAUUACCGUACUAGUUUGCAUGUAUGUUGUAUGGUCACUUAGAUAGGAGGAACGGCACAUGUCCUGUGUUAUCCUUUAACACCAGGACACCUGGGCUGUUGCUCCUCUGUAGAUUUUCAUAGUUGGAGUCUCUUUGGAAAGUGUAAAAGUUGACAUGAGUUUGGGGCCAAGCAAAGACACCAUUUCAGUCCCCACAUCAAAGUUGGACUUUGUAUUCUCAGUUACCUGUUCCUGAUGAAAGACUGUUUGCACCUCAUAUGAAUUAACUUGAAGUUUUUAGUUUGUGUAAGAGUAGAUACAGUAAUGAAAACUUGACGAAAACACAACAAUAGCACAUUUUCUGCUGCAUGUAAACGAUGGGGACUGAAGUGGCGUUUGCUGGUGAAACUUGCAACCUUUUCCAAAGAGGCCAAAACAGUCUGACAGUUUGUCUUUGGUAGCGUUUCCAAUUUUUCCAGCACAGUAGAGGUGUUUCAUACCGGUCUAAUAGUGGUUGUAGUGCAUUAGUUUUUGGGCCAGCAUCACCUGGCGAUAGUUUCUGGUUUCUCUGUGAACAGUGAAAGAGGGUUGCCUAUGUGGCCCUGUGUGGCUGACCGUCAACUUUGAUGGAUGGAAAAAAAAAAAAAAGAAGUCUUUGAACUCUGUUACAGUAUGCCAUGCUCUUACGAGGCAUGUGAUAUUGCAGGUUUAUUUGUUAUAGCAAAUGUUUUUUUUUUGUGAAUUACAUCUUUUGGAGACAUUUUUAUUACUAUUAUUGUAUCUGCGCCAUGUUAGUUCUGGUUCUUUGUUAUUUUUCCAAGAUUCAAGAUGUAUUGUAAAUGUUUCUAAUAAAACAAAAAUGAAAUGAUCUUCAAUUGAAA
Messenger RNA from Xyrichtys novacula (pearly razorfish), 12738 nucleotides. The record is from the annotation of a GenBank genome assembly. Lineage: Eukaryota; Metazoa; Chordata; Actinopteri; Labriformes; Labridae.